Molecule: messenger RNA, 1752 nt
Organism: Stylonychia lemnae
Lineage: Eukaryota; Ciliophora; Spirotrichea; Sporadotrichida; Oxytrichidae
Source: the annotation of a GenBank genome assembly
AUGAAACAAAUAUUAUUGCCGAUUAUUCUACUGGUUGGUUCAAUCUACGGGUACAUUGAGGACAGUAUAAAUCCAGCAUUAAGCGAUGAGACAUCUCUCUUGCCUCCUCCUUAAAACAUAAGCUAUGGUACUCUCAGUGGAUAGAUCGAUCCUUGCAAUCUUAAUUUCGACAUUAAUAUGAGUGUAAAAGGUUCAAAUCAUCUCCAGGAUCUACUUGCUUAUUAUAAGCCAAGACUCUUUCCGAACAUAUCAUAAAAUUGCAAUAUUAAAAAAAGAUUGCUAAAAGCCUAGGUAAACACUAUAAAAUUUAUCAUAAACAAUGAUAUAACUGAACUGAUGACUAAAAGCUUAGAGGAUAUGGAUGAAUCCUAUGAAAUUUACGUAGAUCAAGACUUAACUUAAAUUCAAAUUAAAGCAAAUCAAUAUGUUGGUUAUGUUAGAGGUUUAGCUACAUUAAAGCAAUUAAUCAAGCCCUCUAAGAAGAACUAAGGCUUUUACGAGGUUAAAUUCUUGCCUUUGAUAAUUAAAGAUGCUCCUAGAUUUCCCUAUAGAGGAUUUAUGCUCGACACUGCAAGGCAUUAUCACUCAGUUAAGACUAUUAAAGAAAUAAUCGAUGUUCUGUCUUCAGCUAAAUUUAGUGUGUUCCACUGGCAUAUUGUGGAUGAUGAGAGUUUCCCAAUGGAAUUAAAAUCCUUCCCUAGUAUUACUCUCAAUGGAGCAUUUUCAGCUGACAAGGUAUACACUAGAGAAAUGAUGACAGAUAUUAUUAACUACGGACUUAAGCUCGGAAUAAGAGUUAUCCCUGAGUUUGACAAUCCAGGUCAUACUAGAUCAAUCGGUUAUGAUCCAGAACUAGAGCCAUUAAUGAGAUGUUGGAAUACAAACUUCUCCUAUUACUUGCCAGAUGCUUAUAGAAUUAAAGGGGCAAGAACAGGUGUACUAGAUCCAUCUUAUAGUUAAUCUUAUGAAGUAAUUGAAGGAAUCUUGAGAGAUAUCAAUGACAUUUUCCCAGAUAAUAUGCUUAUGCUUGGAGGUGAUGAAGUCCUAACAUAUUGCUUUGAUGAAAAUCCAAAAAUAAAAGAUUUUAUGAAAGAAAAUGGAAUUCUUACUUAUUCAGAUCUUUUCCAGUAUCAUAUAGAGAAAGUUAAAAAAAUAGUUGCAAAUAUAAAUGCAAACAAAACCACACUUUACUGGUCAAAUGAAGAUACAUUCUUCCUCGACUUUAAGCCAAAUGACAUUCUUCUUUAUUGGGGCCAGUCUAGCAAUAUAGGUAAUCUAUCAUAAAUCUAUCCAAACAACAAAUUUGUUUUACUUCCUGGAGAUCACUACUAUCUUGAUUGUGGAAGAGCCAACAAGUACGGAGGAACUACUUGGUGCGAACCUUUCAAGUCAUGGUGGUCUAUCUAUCAAUUCGAGCCGGAAGAUUAUCUCACUAAGGACCGAGUUUACGGAGGUGAAGUUGCUGCAUGGAGUGAAAAGUUUAAUGAUUUGAACAUACAUUCUGCCAUUUGGCCUAGAGCUUUAGCACUUGCAGACAAGCUUUGGGGUCAAAAGGUACCAACUGACCUUUAAAGACUAACAACAAGAUUGCACUUAUUCGAGAAGUAACUUGAAAGCUAAGGAAUCCCUUUCACUCCAAUCACUGAUGGAUACUGCGAGGCAUCAAAUAUUUGCUUUGAAAGACGCGAUCCAUUGCUUUAAGUUGCUAAUCCAAUUCAUGAAAAUGUAGAUAAAUACAACUUUAUCAAGUGA